GCUUGAUGGGAGCCAGGAGCUGGGAGCCCCUGCCUCUCUCCGAAGCCAUGACUUGUGGACCUGCUCACCCCUGGUUCCCGAGUGCCGUCUUUGGGACCCAGUCCAUACGUUCCUGACCCCUGUUGUACCACAGUGGCCAUUCUAUAACCCGGACACAAUGUUUGUGCGAGGAUUAAAGAGAAAAUGUUUUGAUGGUGAAGAAGAUAUUGAAGGAACUCUGGCUGGUAUUAAGGCUAUUCCUUCAUAUAAUCUUCAGCGGCAGUCACUUUUAGAUAUGUCCUUGGUUAAACUUCAGCUGUGUCACAUGCUGGUUGAACCUAACCUUUGUCGUUCGGUACUUAUAGCCAACACGGUACGGCAGAUCCAAGAGGAAAUGACUCAAGAUGGGACUUGGCAGAUGAUAAAUACACAGAGUACAGGGCAGGCAUCCCUGGAUCGUCUCGUUUCAACAGACAUCCUCUGUCGUUCAUCUAGGGAACAAGCUGAGGGAAAGCAUGUUCCAGGCUAUAGUACUUUCAAUAAAGACUUUGAGGGUGACCAGGCACAAGAUAGUUCAGAAACUAUGUCAACAGCCUCUUCAGUGCAAGCUCCGAGAAACCUGCAGAGCAGUGUGUGGGAAAUGGAGAAUCCACAAGAAAAUAAAGGAAACUUUCAAAAAUCAUUAGAUCAAAUAUUUGAGACACUGGAGAACAAAAGUCCUAAUUCUGUUGAAGAUCUGUUUUCAGAAGUUGACAAUUCGUAUUAUGAUCUUGAUACUAUGUUAACAGGCAUGAUGAGUACCACAAAAAUGGGACACUGUGAUGGGCUUGAAACGUUCUCUGCUCCAACAACUACAACUUCUAACUCUAAUUGUAAAUCUGAUCUUAAUGAGCUUGAUCAUAUUGUGGAAAUCCUUGUAGAAUCCUGAAACUCCUUGUGUAGGAGAUAAAGAUCUGUUAAUGGGAAAAAAAAGACUUGAGAAAGCUAUUUCCACAGUUUGUUCUAUCAAAUCUGCACAAAUAUCUAUAUAUUAUAUAGAUAUAUAUAUUAAAAAAGCACUUCAUAUUGCAAAAUAGUGUUAACUCUUAAAGUUAACCUGCAACUUGUAGUGUAAUAAUCCAUGUCCAUUGAACUGUAAGUACAUACGGUAAAUGUUUUUAAGUUUGGGGUCCAAGGCUCUGGAAACUGGGUUCCUUUUACCCAUUUGUUUUAGCCUUUGAUGGAGGAUCUGCUCAGUGAGAGGGAUUCUCUCAUCUUUUUCUUAUACUUCUCCUAGUAAAAAUGGUAAUAAACAUAGAGAGAAGUUGGAUAACUGGUUUCCUAUUUUCCUCCGGUUUCUACUCUGUUACACCACAGAACUCCUACCAUAUCUGCUGCUUCUGUUCUAAGUCGCUACAUGGCUCUUAAAGAGCAGUAUGCAAUAGUUCCUGUUAUCCUAGCUAGCUUAUUCUGUUUUUUGCUACAAUUUUUACUUCAAAAAUAGUUUUAAAGUGUUUAUUGGUGUUUAGAUUUUUCCAGGUAUUUUCCUAAAAUAUAUUUUUACUACAGAUGUUAUGUCAGCUGCUAACUUAGUAACUUUUGAUCAUAUCUGCAGUUGAUGUAUUUUUUUGAAAAAUUUUCAAAAAGGGAUGUUUUUUACUGUGAGCUACCCAAUGUAGUUCAGUAAAGUGUAUGUAAAUGUAAAUAUACGAUUUUAUACUUUACAUUAAAAUGUAAGAGCUGUUUUCAUGAUUUUGUUUUAUAGAGUAGUACUUUACUAAAUUGAGAAUUGUACAAUUAUGCUUUUCAUACCCCGUAUACUUGAGUAUCAUUAGAGGAAGAGCUUUGAUCCAGCUAGAUACAAUUACAUUUAAUUCAUUUCAGACCAUAUUUUUUGUUAACUACAAACCUAAAUUACGUAGGUUUUUAUUUAUGUGUAUUUAUAUGUAAAUGUCAUCAAGUGAAUUGUUUAUCACUGAAGUCUACCAUCAAAUAUUUGUUUAUAUGGGAUAACUAUCUUGCACUAAUUACUACAAAAAGUGUUAUUAGCGGCCUUUAAAUCUCAACUGGUAUGUCAUGAUGUCUUGUCAUAAUUA
Molecule: messenger RNA, 2054 nt
Organism: Gavia stellata (red-throated loon)
Lineage: Eukaryota; Metazoa; Chordata; Aves; Gaviiformes; Gaviidae
Gene: CDCA4
Product: cell division cycle associated 4
Exons: 2
Coding region: 158-907 (249 amino acids)
Cellular component (GO): nucleus
Molecular function (GO): transcription regulator activity
Source: RefSeq, a predicted model, not a curated record